Gracilinanus agilis (Agile Gracile Mouse Opossum) is the source of this 2938-nucleotide messenger RNA. RefSeq names its product lactate dehydrogenase D (gene LDHD). The record is from RefSeq and is a predicted model, not a curated record. Gene Ontology annotation, molecular function: D-lactate dehydrogenase (NAD+) activity; D-lactate dehydrogenase (cytochrome) activity; FAD binding. The transcript is spliced from 10 exons. Lineage: Eukaryota; Metazoa; Chordata; Mammalia; Didelphimorphia; Didelphidae. Gene Ontology annotation, cellular component: mitochondrion. The coding region runs from base 102 to 1445 and encodes 447 amino acids. Gene Ontology annotation, biological process: lactate catabolic process.
CUUCUCCUGAGAGCUCAGAUCUCCUAGAACCCUGAGGAGCUGCCCUCUUUUGAUGCUUGCAGGAGCGAGUCAGCGAUGAUUUUGUGGAGAUACUGAAGGCGAUGGUGGGGGAGCCCAAUGUGUCUAUAGCUGCUGCAGUGCGUGAGCAGCAUGGUCAUGAUGAGUCUAUGCACAGGUGCAGCCCCCCAGAUGCAGUUGUCUGGCCCCAGAAUGUGGAGCAGGUCAGCCAGCUGGCAGCCUUGUGCUAUGAUCACAACAUUCCCAUUAUCCCCUUUGGCACUGGGACAGGGCUGGAAGGUGGAGUCAAUGCUAUACAGGGUGGCAUCUGCUUUAACCUCACUCGCAUGGACCGUGUACUGGAGCUGAAUGCGGAAGACUUUUCAGUGACUGUGGAGCCUGGGGUUACCCAUAGAGCCCUUAACUCCUACCUGAGGGAUAGUGGUCUCUGGUUCCCAGUGGAUCCAGGAGCUGAUGCCUCCCUCUGUGGCAUGGCAGCUACUGGGGCCUCGGGGACCAAUGCUGUUCGGUAUGGCACCAUGCUGGAGAAUGUCAUCAACCUGGAAGUUGUGUUGGCAAAUGGGAAGAUCCUGUAUACCUCAGGUCAAGGUCGCCGAUUCCGGAAAAGCUCAGCUGGCUACAACCUGACAGGACUGUUUGUUGGCUCAGAGGGGACCCUGGGCCUCAUCACAACAGCAACACUACGACUGCAUGGCAUCCCUGAGGCCACUGUGGCAGCAAUCUGUCCCUUCCCUAGCAUCCAGGCUGCUGUUGAUAGCACCGUACAGAUACUCCAGAGUGGAGUGCAGGUGGCACGAAUUGAAUUCCUGGAUGACGUUAUGAUGGAUGCCUGCAACAAAUUCAGUGGCCUGACCAAUGUUGUGGCUCCCACCCUCUUCUUGGAGUUCCACGGCUCCAAUCAAGGGCUGAGGGAGCAGCUGCAGAGGGCAGAGGAGAUCACCCAACAGAAUGGAAGUUCCCAUUUUACAUGGUCGAAGGAACUGGAGGAACGGAAACAGCUAUGGGCAGCUCGGCACAAUGCCUGGUAUGCCACCCUGGCUCUUAGGCCUGGCUGCAAGGGCUACUCUACAGAUGUCUGUGUCCCCAUUUCACGGCUCCCAGAGAUUAUAGUGCAGACCAAGGAGGACCUGAAGGCUUCUGGACUCACAGGAACCAUAGUUGGGCAUGUUGGGGAUGGAAACUUCCACUGCAUCUUAGUGUUUAACUCCGAGGAUGCUGAUGAAUACCGCCGAGUGAUGGAGUUUGGGAAACAGCUGGGGAGGAAGGCACUGGCCAUGAAUGGGACCUGCACUGGGGAGCAUGGCAUCGGAUUGGGCAAACGCCAGCUACUGAAGGAGGAGAUUGGCCCGGGAGCCAUGGAGACCAUGAGACAAAUCAAGGCAGUCUUGGACCCCAAGAACCUCAUGAAUCCCGGCAAAGUGCUGUGAAGGCCAUCCUACCACCUUAAUCAACUCAGGGAUUUGGUGGGGUGGGGGCUCUGUGUGGCAAAGUCUUCAAUAUAGAAGAAUGGCUGAUCAUAACCUUUUACUUGGGCAAAAAUCUCACCUUAGUCCUGAAAUCACUGGUUUAGGUCACCCUUAAGUAUCCUAGGGAAAUAGGAGAGCCAGAGGAGAGGGCUUACUGCUUACUGAUCUUGGCUGGCUCAGCCCAGUCAGUUUGUCCAUCAUGGUUUUUCUAAGUAAACCUUUUAGAAUUACUCUUUUUAAGGCUCUCUCUUCUCGACUAGAAGUUGUGGGGAAGGGAGGGUCAGGGUUGGGGUCCAUCCUGUGUCGUUAGGUUUCUCCCUCAGCUUAGGGCCCUAACCAACAGCCUCUCCCUCCCCCUCCCCUUGCUCUGUGACUGACAGUGAAACUCAUGGGGGGAAAGGCUAGAGCAUGGUCUGUAGGCAAGGUAGCCUGAGUUCCCAAGAUUUCUGGAAAAGGAAUCAUACCAUCUUAUGAGCUAGAGGGUCAUCUAAUCAAACCUUCUGCCCCAUGCCAGAAUCCCCUCUAUGAUCUCCCUUCACAGGGAAGGACCUCAUUGUUUCUGGAAGACAAUUUAUGACCUCACAAGAUGGCCCAUUCCAUUUGGGGUCAAGUCUAUUGGAAAGUUCUUCCUUGUGCCAAAAUGCAUGUCUUUGUAAAGUCCAGCUGUCAGUCUCAGGUCUGCCACACACCAUGUACCUAAUCUCUCUUCUGCAACAGUCCGUGGAGAGCAACAUUCAUUUCCUCUGAGCCAAACAGCCCAAGUUCUUUCACCAAUUCUCACAGGGCAGUUUCCAUCUCAGUAGCCUUCUGUUGGACAUGUCCCAGUCUGUGAAUAUUCCUUUAAAAUACGACUCCUAAAAGGGAGCACAUAUUCUAAGAAUGGUCUGACAAAAUCAGGAUUCAGUGGGUUUACCGAUCAACUCUCUCAUUCAGAACAUUAUACUCAAAUUAGGCUUUAGCUUUGGGGUUCAUUGACACACCAGAACAGUCUCGUGGCCAGGGACAUGGUAGCCUUGGAUCUUCUGCAGUUUCCACAUGACCAUUUUACCAAGGAAGGUUAAGGUGCCCAAGGGCCAUAGCUAAAAGGAGAAUCCAUUCCUGAUUUGAAACAUACUUCCUGUAUUCCCAUUACUGAACCACCAAUAUGUUGUUUUUUUUUAAGAACUCGGUGCCAGUUAUUCAAGAGGGGAAUGUAAUGCGUGGCAGUAGAAAGAAUCAGAACUUGUGUUCUCAGAGCCAUCUCUUCCACUCGUUAGCAAUGUAGCCAUUGGCAAAUCACUUCCCCUCUCUGGAGUUGUUUCUUCAAAUCUAUAAAAUAAUUAACUGGACUAGUGAUGACUAAGAUUCCUGCUGGUACUACAUUUCAGUGGUAUGUACCCCCUUUGAGAAAGAAGUGAUUGUAUUCCAAUAAUAAAUCAAAAUAAAAUAAACCAAAAAACAAAUUCCAACAUCUA